Molecule: messenger RNA, 1372 nt
Organism: Zingiber officinale
Lineage: Eukaryota; Viridiplantae; Streptophyta; Magnoliopsida; Zingiberales; Zingiberaceae
Product: biotin carboxyl carrier protein of acetyl-CoA carboxylase, chloroplastic-like
Exons: 7
Coding region: 261-1085 (274 amino acids)
Biological process (GO): fatty acid biosynthetic process
Cellular component (GO): acetyl-CoA carboxylase complex
Molecular function (GO): acetyl-CoA carboxylase activity
Source: RefSeq, a predicted model, not a curated record
AACGGCCCUCCCGUGUCCUCGUAUCCAUCGAUGGGAUGGCGGAGAUCUCGAAAUCGACGGUGAGCUCUCUCCAAACCUCGCUUCGGUCUCUCCGCCAUUUUCUUCUUAAGACGCUGCGCUCUCCCUCUUCGAUCUUCGCUGCCAAAUCCACACACUCUCUCUCUCUCUCUUGGUCGAUCCAACUUGCUGAAACGGUUCUGUCGAUAGGGUUCUGCUCUUGCAGGCCGCAUCUGAUUGGUAGGGCAGAGUAGCACUGAUCGAUGGCGUCCAUCUCUGUCCCGUGCCCCAAGUGCAAUGCGGUCACCUUGAAUGGCUCUGGGACCUAUCGCCCUCGGUCAAAGAUGAACUUUUUGGAUCUGAGAUCUUCGUGGGUUCCUUCAUCUCAGAACCUUGGUCGUAGACAUUUUCCCAUUCUACGUGCCCAAUCUCCAGAGGUUGCCUUGAAGGAUCGAUCAAAUUCUUCCCCUUUCGUAGCAACAGAGUCAGAAACUUUACCAGUGAAGAAUAAAGAUGUUGAUAUAGUGGAUAAAUCAACUGAACAAGAACCCAUACCAGAGUCAACUAUAUCUGCAUUCAUGAGUGAAGUUUCAAGUCUUAUUGAGCUUGUGGAUUCAAAAGACAUAACAGAAUUGCAUCUAAAGAAUGGAGAUUGUGAGUUCACUAUAAAGAAAAAAAGUGCCUUUCCCCAAUCAUCAAUUGCUGCUGCUCCUACUCUGAUACCAUAUCCUCAAACUAUGCUUCCACCUCAAUUUUCUGUAUCUCAUGAUCCUCCUGCUCCAGCAAAUCAGGUUGUAGCAGCUCCUGCACCUGCACUGCCUCCUCCAUCAACUGCUGGAAGCAAGUCAUCAAUUCCACCUCUUAAAUGCCCAAUGGCAGGGACAUUUUAUCGAUGCCCAGCUCCAGGGGAGCCUCCAUUUAUCAAGGUUGGUGACAAAGUUCAGAAAGGACAAGUUGUUUGCAUCAUUGAGGCUAUGAAACUGAUGAAUGAUAUUGAGGCUGAUAAAUCAGGUACUGUAGUGGAGAUACUUGCUGAAGAUGGCAAGCCCGUUAGCGUUGACAUGCCUUUACUAGUCAUUCAACCCUGACAGGUCAGUUUCUAGAUGCAGGGCAAGUUUCAAUAUUGGGUGAUAAUGAAUCAAUCAAUCUGCUGAUACUCAUUCUUAGUGUUGUCUUCUUUAAAAUAACCUAUCAUGUGGUUGCUGCGUUUUACAAGGUUUAAGAAAAUAAAAAAGAAAUCAUUUUUGUUGAGGAAAAAAAAAAGAGACGGGCUAUGUUGCAUGCAUGCAUUUUCUGAUUGAUAUGUAAGUGGACAAAGCUAAUUUUGCAUGUACCAUGAUUGAUGAACUUCUGUAAGCAAAUCUGUGCGCCAUUA